AUGACGGACAAAGACUGGGACACGUCCGUCCAGUUCCUUCCUGCGUCAGAUAACAAGAAGUUUGAGAAGAAAAAGGGUCCUGGAAAAGUCGGCGCUGUGAUCGGUGUGAUCAUCUUUGCUGCCGUUGUUGCUCUUAUGACCGGACUGCUGGUCUGGCAUUUCCACUUCCGUAAAGAUGUGCGGGUCAAGAGGAUGUACAGCGGCUCCAUGCGGAUCACCAACCAGGUGUUUGAAAACUCCUACGAGAACUCAAACAGCUCCGAGUUCAAGGCGUUGGCGAAGCAAGUGACGUCCCAGCUUAAAGCCAUCUACUCCAGGAGUCCACAGCUGGCCAAGUACUAUGUCGGUUCUACAGUUCAAGCUUUCAGUGAAGGAAGCGUCAUCGCCUACUACCUGUCGGAGUUCGCAGUCCCAAGCGGUCAAGAGGCAGCGGUCGACAACGUCAUGUCUUCAAUGGAGAAGCUGGUGGACAAAGAGCAGCGCACCCUGCACAGACCUGGCAACUCUCUUGUCCUCGACGAUGUGGUGUCUUCAGUACUUGAUUCUCGCCUCUUGUUGACAUCAUUCAGCAAGUUUUACAGAUAUUCAGAACAUACAAAGACCAAUCACAUAGGACAGAUCCAGUCCCCGGGCUUCCCCAACAGUCCUUAUCCCCCCAACACCUUCAUCCAGUGGCAGCUCAGAGCGGACCCCAACUAUGUCAUCAAGCUGGAGUUUGACACCAUGAAUUUGGAGGAGGACUGCAGGAACGAUUUCGUCAAAAUCUAUGACUCCCUGGUGGCCAUCGAGAGCCGCGUCAUGGAAGAGAUGUGUGGUUACUAUUCUCCCAGUGAACCUCUGACCUUUCUAUCCUCUGGUAAUGUCAUGCUGGUGACGAUGGCCACAAACGAGAGAGCCAACUACCCAGGUUUUAGAGCAAAAGUCUCACAAAUGCGGAGCGGAAGUAAAGGCACAACGUGUGGCGGCCAGCUGAAAGGCGAAAAAGGCACCUUCUCUUCUCCCAACUUCCCAAAUUACUAUCCUCCCCGAAUGUCUUGCCAGUGGUCAAUUGAGGUCCCUGUUGGAAAGGCAGUGAAGGUGACAUUCAAGAAGUUCCUCUUGUCCGAGCCUGGGCAGAAAAACAGCAAAGACUGUCGUAAAGACUACCUGGAGGUCAACGGAAAGAAGCUGUGCGGAGAACAUCCCGACGGCACGGUAACGGAAACCAGCAAGACCAACACGAUGAGUGUGGUGUUUUUCUCCGACGCCUCCUAUGUGGACCGAGGUUUCAACGCAACGUAUGAGACCAUCGACGUCAAAGAUCCUUGUCCGAAGCAGUUCAUGUGCAGCAACCAGCGCUGCGUUAAGACAGAUCUCAGGUGUGACGGCUGGAACGACUGCGGAGACAUGAGCGAUGAGUUGAACUGCAAGUGCAAAUCAGAUAGUAUCAACUGUAAAAAUGGACUGUGCAAGCCUAUGUUCUGGAAGUGUGACGGCGUAGACGACUGUGGAGACCGCACAGAUGAGCUCGACUGUGGUGGGUGCAAGUCUGGACAAGUGACUUGUAAGAAUGACAGGUGUGUCUCUGAGAAAACUCGCUGUGACGGGAAGGACGACUGCGGGGAUGGGUCCGAUGAGCUUGACUGUGGCAGAUCUUCUGACAUCCACUGCACUGAUCUUACUUAUAAAUGUAAAAACAGAAAGUGCAUAAGCAAAGUGAACCCAGAGUGCGACGGCACACAGGACUGCGACGACGGCUCUGACGAGGAGAACUGUGACUGCGGGAGGAGCAUGUUCAAGACGUCCCGUAUCGUGGGCGGCCAGGAUGCAGAGGAAGGGGAGUUUCCCUGGCAGGUCAGCCUCCAUGUGAAAAAUUACGGCCAUGUGUGCGGAGCAUCUGUCAUCAGUCCGCGCUGGCUAGUCACCGCUGCUCACUGUGUGCAGGACGACGGCAAGACGAGAUACUCUCAGCCCGGAACUUGGGAAGCGUACCUUGGCCUCCACAUCCAGCAGAAGAUCGGAAGUGCCGUGGUGAAGAAGAACCUGAAGAAGGUCAUUUCGCACCCCAACUACAACGAAUUUACCUUCGACAAUGACAUCGCCCUGAUGGAGCUGGACAGUCCGGUCACGUUGUCCGACUACAUCAGGCCCAUCUGCUUGCCAUCUCCGCAGCAUGACUUUCCAACCGGUAACACUGUGUGGAUCACCGGGUGGGGUGCCACUCGAGAAGGAGGAUUUGCUGCACCGGUGCUCCAGAAGGCCCAGGUCCGAAUCAUUAACCAAACUGUGUGUGAUAAAUUAAUGGGAGGGCAGCUCACCUCUCGGAUGUUGUGUGCUGGAGUCUUGACCGGAGGAGUCGACGCUUGUCAGGGGGACUCUGGCGGCCCUCUGUCCAGUCCGUCUGGCAGCCGCAUGUUCCUGGCAGGCGUGGUAAGUUGGGGUGACGGCUGCGCCCGCAGAAACAAACCUGGCAUCUACACAACGGUCACUAAAUUCCGUGGCUGGAUCAAAGAAAAGACAGGAGUCUAAAAUCACUGUGAAACAGUCAAACUAGACCAGGGAUAUGGACAUAAACAUGUGCUGAGGAGAGGUACCACAGCACAGACUGUUGCCCCAAUAGAACAUCAGUCUGACUUUCCAGCUGCUGUACGACACUCAGUCAAGCUGAUGAGGAAAAUGCUUGAAAAGCAAUUGCAACAUGUCCACUGGCAUUUUUUAUUUUUACGGUCAGGGUUGAUGAAAUGUUUUUAAAUGUAAAUAAGUGUGUCAUUUUUUUGUGUUUUGUUUUUAUUGUUAUUUUAGUUUGUUUUGAUGGAGAACAAUGUUAUCUGCUGCACAAUUGGUAGAUUUCAGGUGUGAUUGUUACACAUGUGCACAUAGGAAGGGUACGUCCACGUACUCUGUUGUCCUGCAUUCUAUCAGAAGCCAUCAUAUAAAUGUCCCGCCACCUUUUUCUUGUUGUCUUUGUUCUAAAUUUUAUAAAUUAAAGACAAAGUGACAACAAGCUCCUCCCACCUUACCUCCUAUGGCUUGGUAUCAUAUGCAGCCAUCUCCUCAUCAUGGAUGGUAUUUUAACAUUUUAACUGUGUGUCUAUCAGAAUAAAACCCAGAGUAGCAUAUUGGGUUUUAUUUCAGUUUGAAUCUUCCGUGUUUCAUCUGCUAAUGUGACCUUUUCCGACACAAUAUUGGAACAACGUGUCCUUUUAAAAUCUGUGUAAAUGUGUAUAUCAGAUGUUUUUCAAUAAAAUAUUUCUAAUUUAA
Paralichthys olivaceus (Japanese flounder) is the source of this 3240-nucleotide messenger RNA. The record is from RefSeq and is a predicted model, not a curated record. Lineage: Eukaryota; Metazoa; Chordata; Actinopteri; Pleuronectiformes; Paralichthyidae.